AUGAUUGGCUAUUUGAAAAAAGAAAAACUAAUUGAACCUGGAUGUAUGUAACUUUUUAAAAAAAAUUAAGCUGAUAAGGUUAUAGUUUCAGGCAAGAUUGAGAGAAAAAUAUUCGAGAACAUUGAAAUGGACCCUCAGGAGAAAGAGUAGCUUAAAAACUUAAAGUUAGCCCUAGUUAACUUUGCACCUUUGAGAUUACCCAAAGAGUAUUUAAAAUAAUAUUAGAAUAGAUGGUAAGAUAGUGAUUACUUAAGAAUCUUAGCUUAUUGUGAUUAUGAGAUCUUCAGCACCAUUCAAGUAAUAUAUACAGAUAUAAUAAUGAAGGUCCUGAAUGAACACCUUAGUUGGAGAAACAAGAUUAAUUUAUCACAUAUUCCAAAUGAUGUCGUGGUAUAUUUUUAUUUAAUCUAAAAGUUAAAUGGGGCAGUUUACAUACAUGGACAUGACAAGAAUUUUAGACCAAUCAUCAUAAUAAACUUAUUGAAAGCUCUAAAAGUAACAUUUGUAUGAUAUUUGUUAAGUACAAUCUUUAAGAUUUUAGAAAUGGUUUUGAUUAUUUAUUCAAUAUGCUAAUUAGAGAUGUUUUAAUAUCUUAUUAUGUUGAAUCAAUAAUAAUUUUAAUAGAUAUGGGAAAUUUAAUGCAAUUGCCUCACCUAUUAACAAAUGAAUUGAUGGAUUUUUUGAAGAGUUGUGAAUAUAAUUAUUAUGGAAGAAUUCAUAAGAUAUACAUCAUUGAAGAAAUUUAUAAUUGCUUGUUUAAUAGAUUAAUCUAAAUCUUAAAACCUGAAUCAUAAGAUAAAAUAAUCUUUCUUUAAAAAAAGGAUCUCUCUCAACUAACCAAUUAAAUAGAACAAAAUCAGUUAGAAACUAAAUUUUUGGGUUUCUAAAAUGAAGUUUAAACUAAUUUUUGGUAAACAGAUCAAAUUUUAAUUUAGGCCUCCAAAAAAUCUUUCACCAGAGAAAAUUGUGAAAAAGGAUCGAAAAGAAGAAGUCAAGACAAUUUUAAGUAACACAGACGAAAAUGGCUCUAAAUCUUAAAGAAUCCUCUAAAGAAAUCGAAAUGAAAGUAUUCAAAGUAGCUAACUUUUUCUCUAAGUUUACAAUGAGGAACAAGAAGUUGUUUUAUCAGAGAGCCAUUUAAUAGAAUAUGCUGAUUCUUUUAGCAACAUAGUUGAAGAUGUAAAAUAUACCAAUUUAACUUUCAAGCCUCCAGAUUCUCAGUUUUAAAUUUCUUACCAGAAUUAUUACAAAGGUAUCGAUUCUACUCCAUUACAAUCAACGACAAUAAAGCCUAAGGAUUUUCAAAGAUCGGAAUCAGAAAAUUGGAGCAGUUCAGAACUACAAAUGAGUUCAAAUCUAGUUAUUUAACGUCAAAGACGCAACCCUUGCUGUCAAAGUUCUUCGACCUGUUAAUUAAUUUGA
This is a messenger RNA of Paramecium octaurelia, 1422 nucleotides long. The record is from the annotation of a GenBank genome assembly. Lineage: Eukaryota; Ciliophora; Oligohymenophorea; Peniculida; Parameciidae.